GGGGCGUUUGGAGCUCUUCAGAAGAUCUGUGAGGACUCAGCAGAGAUCUUGGACAGUGACGUGUUGGACCGUCCGCUCAACGUUAUGAUCCCAAAGUUCCUGCAGUUCUUCAAGCACAGCAGCCCCAAGAUAAGGUACUCAAAUCAAACCAAAUGUAUUUAUAAAGUAUUUUGUUUACAUCAGCAUUUGUCACAAAGUGCCUUACAGUAACUCGGCCUAGACCCCAAAUAGCAAGCAGAAGCACAGUGGUAAGCAAAAGUACCUAGAGUAUGAGUGUACUGGGCCUCCCUCACUCUCCCUGCUCACAGCCUUGGCUCCACCUGGAGUGAGCGAAAGAGGCAACACCUUGCGCCUCCUUUUAAUUGGUUCCAAAACAACCCAUAGCCAGGUGUUGUUUUCAGAUCUAGCUAUAUUUACAGGCACUUUGAUCCAAAGUGUUCUCUCAGAUCCCUCUUUCCUCAGGCUUAUAGAUGAAACUGCCUCUGUCUCUAUAUCCAUCCUUAGGCGUUAUCAGUGUCUGAGAUCCCAGAUUGGAGACUGGGGGGAGGAACAGAGGCAGCAUUGAUAAGGGGGAACACAUGAGUUUGGGUGGUGUGAGGUUGAGGCUCUAAGGAGUCUGUCUUGUGGUGUUGCAGGUCUCAUGCCAUCGCCUGCGUCAACCAGUUCAUCAUCAGUAGGACCCAGGCCCUAAUGCUGCACAUCGACGACUUCAUCGAGGCAAGUCUGACCCCGCCGUGACCUCUGCAGUCAGACCUAUAUACUCUGACCUCCCAUAAUCCCCAGACAGCCCUGUGACUAUCUGAUAUGCCCACAAAGUCAGACACAUGCCAUGAGCCUCCUGCAAUCAAGUCAUACACACACACACACACACACAGCCCACCCAACUAGCCUCCGCUGUCAGUGCAGGCAGGCAGGUAUAUGGCCUCAGCUCUCAGUACAGUGUGUCAGUAGGUCAGAGCUGAGCCUCUACGCAGCACAACACUGCACUACCAAGAGAUAGACCCGAGCUGCAGUUUAUUACACCAACCCCAAUUCCACCGAUUUGGAUCAGGGCUAGGUCACGUUAACCACUGAUGAGCUUAACUUCCAGCCAGCUGGUCCCUGGAUCAGGACGGCUGCAUCCAGUAACCACACAGUGACGAUGACAAUACAGCAAGCGGAUAGGAGAUAAAGGGCUACUGUUUAAUGUCCCUCUCAUGUCUUUAGCUGCGGGGGUGAGAGAGGGGGCACUCUGCGUGGAAGAGGCACAGGUCACAUGAAAUCCAAUUUGCAUAUUCUAAAUAAAGUGUUAGCUUUAAAAACGCCCUGCAGAAAUAAACUAUUUUCACUGGUGAGUUCUUUGUGAUAACGGGCAGAAGGCCAGAGUUGUAGCAGGCUCUGAGUUGCUCAAUAGAAGCUCAGUAGAACUCAUUAGGUCAGUAGAUGACCAGAGGCUUAGUAGUCUAAUUGGUACAGAAAGUGAUCUGAAAGGCCAAACUGAUCCUAGAUCAGAACUCUUACUCUUGAGACGCUUUAUGCAGAGGCACCACAAAUCUUCCAAUACGUUGUAUCAAACUCAAAAAUGAAGACAAUAACAGAAAACAUAGCAUCACUUAAUGUGCCCAACAUUAUAUCUUCUGUAGUCGGACUGUUCUAGUGAAGGAUAAGCAAUGCUUUUUGAGGACAUUAUUAAUUAAACAAACAGGCCUGGUCGCACGCGCUUUGGGCUGCGGCACACACAGAGACUGAACCGGCACGGACACCACAUGUGACACAGAGCAUAAAAUAACGCGACCAGCAAAACAAAAAACACUAUCUGCACAACCUAUGGUAGCCAACACCACUAUUACACUUUGACCAAUAGCGACAACAACAGUGUCACAUCAAAGGUGACAGGCUUGUGGUGUUGAAAGGACAGCGACCGUAAUACCUGUGCACUGAAGGAGAGACCGUUUUGGUCAAACACACAGACAUGGCUCAUACACAGGCGACAGCAGUCACACACAGCAUAAAAUAAUGUUAAAGAAUAAGCUGCCCAUUCAUUCCAGUAGGCACCAUGAAAUCAGAACAAUACAAAAGCACCACCAUUUCAUGUCCUAUAUUAACAAACCAGCUAUUACUUCUCAUUACAAAUAUAUUUUAUCACAUUCAUCACACUAACGGGUGAUCUAAGGUUUUAAAAUGCAGCAAUGUUUCAGUCAUUAUUUUUCAAAGAGCUAGCUAACAGCAAGCGAGUUGCAACAAAAAACAGUGCCACUCACCGUGAUGAUCAUUUGUAAAGUUUGAAAGACGUUUGAAAGUUAAUCUUGAAAAGGGUGACGCUAACAAAUUACAACAACAUCCACCUUGAAGUUGCUCCAGCCGCCGUCACCUUUGUCACAGUACUACAUACAACACAAGCUAGCUAACGUUACUAGCUUUACGCCUCGAUCAGACCGACAGUGUCAUUGCAUUUUGGGACACCAGAGGUACAUUCAAUUCCAAUGGAACGCUGUGCAGCAUUGUGUUGCAGAGGCAGUUGCAGUGGAUUUAUCCAACGUAUGCAUCUAAUUGUAUGCAUAGAUUGACAGAAAUGGUAGCAAAACGUAAAUGUUGAAGUUCUGUUGCACACAUCCAGUAACAAUGUUGGAUUACAUAAUGGAAAAAGUUUGACUUCAGAAUUGAUGCGUCAUUGAUGCAAUGAUGCUGUCGGUCUGAUCGAGGCUUGCACCACUGAUUAUUUGCUCUUGCGCUCUCAGUAGUGACGUGUCUAGGCCUUUGAGAAGGCCUAGACACUAGAGGUAUGCCAAGUAGUCGGACAAAACAAGUAUCGUAACGGAUAUGGGCAAUUAUGAUCUCAGUAUUUUUUGUAAUUAUCCGUGAUUGGAAAAAAUAUAUAUUUUCAUGUGCCAGCACACGUCUUUCAGUCAGAAAAGUGAGGUGCUUACGUGGUGUAAAUAACUCAACUGUCAAUUUACGGAUACGAGUAUGGCCAUGUCGGCACACCCCUGCUAGGUCCCACCCAUUGCAAGUCAAAAUGUGAUUGGUUCAUUCCACUGUCACUCCAAAAUUCUGCUGUAAAACAGUUGAAUGGCAGAGGCUUUCUGUCCAGGUUCUGAUGGCCUAGAGACAAUGGUUGGCUAAGCUAGCUAGAUUUUUCUACCCAGAGACCACCGAAGAAAAAUCCUGAGUGGAUAUUUUUUUUCUCUUCAGUAUUAACUCUUCUCUUUUUAACACAUUGAAGAGAUUAAAUCAGAAGAUCGUAACAAUUAUUUGUUUUGUUUUACAAUUAAUGUAUAAAUCCUUAGGCCUUCCCCACUGGUUUUAUGAUCUACAAAGCAUCUCAGAAAAGGUCCUAGAAAACCUGUUUUGACUUCACCUAAUUAUUGUCAUGUUGGCAUGCAUAAACUUUUUUAACAAAUUCUGAUGGUUAUUAAAAGCAGAAUAUUUUGACAAUAUUACUGUCAUAUCAACACGCUUGUCACUCCUGUUUAACAGCUCUAAAUGGCUUUGGCGCAAUAGGCCUCAAGUCACUUGCCGAUAAUGUUGCAUGCAACAUUUGAAAGGUGUAUCAUUUUCAUCUAACACAGUCAAAGUUAACAUAAGCCCUAGAUGCCUUCAAUUGCCCAACUUAUAGGCAUGCCCAAUUUAAGCAUAUUUUUUUAACAACGUGGUAUUGCGCUCCAAAGGGUUAACUUUAAAUAACAUAAUAUAUAUACUGAACAAAAAUAUAAAUGCAACAUGCAACAAUUCCAACAAUUUUACUGAGUUACAGUUUGUAUAAGGAAAUCAGUCAAUUGAAAUUAAUUAAUUGGUUCCUAAUCUAUGGAUUUCACAUGAAUGGGCAGGGGCACAGUCAUGGGUGGGGCGGGCAUAGGGCCACCAACUGGGGAGCCAGGCCCAGCCAGUCAAUUAAUUUUUCCCCACGAAAGGGCUUUAUUACAGACAGAAAUACUCCUCAGUUUCAUCAGCUGUCCAGGUGGCUGGUCUCAGACGAUCCCGCAGGUGAAGAAGUCGGAUGUGGAGGUCCUGGGCUGGCGUGGUUACACGUGGUCUGCGGUUGUGAGGCAGGUUGGACGUACUGCCAAAUCCUCUAAAACGACAUUCGAGGCUGCUUAUGGUAGAAAAAUGAACAUUAAAUUCUCUGGCAACAGCUCUGGUGGACAUUCCUGCCGUCAGCUUGCCAAUUGCACGCUCCCUCAAAACUUGACAUCUGUGGCAUUGUGUUGUGUGACAAAACUGCACAUUUUAGAGGCCUUUUAAUGUCAAAUAAAUUUUUAUUUGUCACAUGCGUCGAAUACAACCGGUGUAGACCUUACCGUGAAAUGCUUACUUACAAGCCCUUAACCAACAAUGCAGUUCAAGAAAUAGAGUUAAGAAAAUAUUUACUUAAUAAACUAAAGUACAAAAUUUAAUAAAAAGUAACACAAUAAAAUAACAAUAACGAGGCUAUAUACAGGGGGUACCGGUACCGAGUCUAUGUGCGCGGGUACAGGUUAGUAGAGGUAAUUUGUAGGUAGGGGUAAAGUGACUAUGCAUAGAUAAUAAACAGCGUCCCCAGCACAAGUUGCACCUGUAUAAUGAUCAUGCUGUUUAAUAAGCUUUUUGAUAUGCCACACCUGGAAGAUGGAUGGAUUAUCUUGGCAAAGGAGAAAUGCUCACUAACAGGGAUGUAAACAAAUUUGUGCACAACAUUUCAGAGAAAUAAGCUUUAUGUGCAAUUUCUGGGAUCUUUUAUUUCAGCUCAUGAAACAUGGGACCAACACUUUACAUGUUGCGUUUAUAUUUUUGUUCAGUAUAGAUAAUUAAAUAAUUAAAAGAAAAACAUGUUUAUUUAUUAGCCUAGUGGAUUAAGUAUUUAGGCAUAUAAUGUGAAAUAGGCCUGUUUCACAACCGGCCGUGAUUGGGAGUCCCAUAGGGCAGCGCACAAUUGGCCCAGCGUCGUCCGGGUUUGGCCGGUGUAGGCUGUCAUUGUAAAUAAGAAUUUGUUCUUAACUGACUUGCCUAGUUAAAUAAAAUAAAAAAUAAAUAUAUAUAUAUAUGAAAUCAUUGUCAAAGGCACAAGCGAUACUGUUGUAUGUAGGUCUUGAUUAUUUACGGGUUUAUUAUAUAGAAAUAUCAAAACAUAAUUUUAACAACUCCAAAGCAAUUGCAUGUGGCACAGGAACCACUGACUCACUGCAUUUUUCUCUUAUCAAGACACCUGCUGGUAACUCUUAACUGGAUAGGACAGCUCAUGAGGUGUCCUAAAUAUCUGUUGACUAGGUGUGACUUAUCACUAGAGGCUUCAUGCAUAGCUUUUAUUUUUACCCUUGAGUAGGAUGAAAAUGUCUAUUCUCAGCACUUACCACCAAUGUUCUAUUCUGAGAGGCUCUAUGGUUACGGGUCCUGGUCAGAACUCAUGAAGACAGGCUCUAUCUCAAUUACUUACAAAAAAGCCUGUCUCCUUUCCUUCAUUAGUAAUGCAAUGUCAAAAAACACAGGAUGCAUCUCCAAGGAAUGAAGGUAGGGACUAGUAUGUGUGCAUGUGUGAUGGUUGACCCUCCUCCCUCCCUUUAGAACCUGUUUGCCCUGGCGACUGAUGAGGAGCCGGAGGUGAGGAAGAACGUUUGCAGAGCUCUGGUCAUGCUGCUGGAGGUCCGCAUGGACCGUCUCCUACCACACAUGCACAACCUCAUAGAGGUGAGACUGGGACUGGGGUACUGGGGCUAGGACAUGGACUGUGUCCUACCACACAUGCAGAACAUCGUAGAGGUGAGACUGGGACUGGGGUACUGGGGCUAGGACAUGGAUUGUGUCCUACCACACAUGCAGAACAUCGUAGAGGUGAGACUGGGACUGGGGUACUGGGGCUAGGACAUGGACUGUGUCCUACCACACAUGCAGAACAUCGUAGAGGUGAGACUGGGACUGGGGUACUGGGGCUAGGACAUGGACUGUGUCCUACCACACAUGCAGAACAUCGUAGAGGUGAGACUGGGACUGGGGUACUGGGGCUAGGACAUGGACUGUGUCCUACCACACAUGCAGAACAUCAUAGAGGUGAGACUGGGGUGCUGGGGCUAGGACUGGGGUUUGGAUUCGGUAAUACCUGGUGUAUACUACAUGACUUAAAAAAUCCUAAUAUAGCUGAGCCUCUCACAUUAAACAACUGUCUUUCCUGUCGUUUUUUUGUCUUGCCAAAGUAGUGUUGCGCACGCUAACGAUAUGGCACAGACUGGAUUCACACUACAAGAUUCUUCACUUGGUCGUUUCCAUACCACGCUGUCUCGCCAAAACAAUGAUGUGAUAAUGUGAUUACAUGUAACGUAGCUACAAUGAGCUGUGGCUCAAAGCAGCCUCAUAAACAUUUUCAGUUAGACAUUCACGCUUGUCAUACAGAGUUGAAAUAUCUAGCCAACAUUUAGAAUUUACACGGGUUAAAGGCAAACGCAUACUAAUAGUAGUCAUGGCUCCUGCUCCAGAGUCUACACGUUCUGGCUGAUGUGAUACAACGUCAUCAUCUCACUGGCUUCUUCUCUGGCCAGCUCUCAUUGGCCAUUGCAGAUCACGUUCUCAAAACUUGUCAUUGCACAGCUCACAAUACAAGAGCAUUGCAGAUUUUGCGCUGAUCAAAUCAAACAUGCUUGAAAAUAUCGGGACGUCUGUGACUGCUCUAAGACUGGAUCGGUAGCCCUUAGAUUGCGUCUCUGACCCGCUCACAUUAAACAAGCGUCAGUGACAGCAACGACAUGGGUAUUUUGUCUACGAUCUUAAACAAAAAAUGGUGUAGUGUACACCCGGUUUAAGCUGCAGGGAGGGAGGUGUAGGGGGAGUGAAUUACAUUUAGAUGUAGGGAGCGGGGAAGGCAGAGGGGAAGGCAGAGCGGGAGGCGGAGCGGGAGCGGGAGGCGGAGCGGGAGGCGGAGCGGGAGCGGGAGGCGGAGGCGGAGAGGGAGCGGGAGGCGGAGAGGGAGCGGGAGGCGGAGAGGGAGGCGGAGAGGGAGCGGGAGGCGGAGAGGGAGCGGGAGGCGGAGCGGAGGCGGAGCGGAGAGUAAAGGAGGGAGGAAAACGAACCAGUGAAAUGGAUUCCUCUUGGUCUCAUCAAAUCAGCUCAAGAUGCCACCUUGUGGCCAAAACCUUUAUUCUCCAGACAGGUUCAUCCAAAAGCUUUAUUCUCCAGACAGGUUCAUCCAAAAGCUUUAUUCUCCAGACAGGUUCAUCCAAAACCUUUAUUCUCCAGACAGGUUCAUCCAAAACCUUUAUUCUCCAGACAGGUUCAUCCAAAACCUUUAUUCUCCAGACAGGUUCAUCCAAAACCUUUAUUCUCCAGACAGGUUCAUCCAAAAGCUUUAUUCUCCAGACAGGUUCAUCCAAAAGCUUUAUUCUCCAGACAGGUUCAUCCAAAACCUUUAUUCUCCAGACAGGUUCAUCCAAAACCUUUAUUCUCCAGACAGGUUCAUCCAAAACCUUUAUUCUCCAGACAGGUUCAUCCAAAAGCUUUAUUCUCCAGACAGGUUCAUCCAAAACCUUUAUUCUCCAGACAGGUUCAUCCAAAACCUUUAUUCGCCAGACAGGUUCAUCCAUAAUCUGUCAUGUGAUUGUGGCUGCCCAGCUCCUGGCCUUGAAAUGAAUCCUGAAUAUUGAUUGAGGUAGUGAACUACAAAUAUAAUGCUAAUAGUACUAAUUUUCCCAUGGUCCUCUCCUCCUCAGUACAUGCUGCAGAGGACUCAGGACCAGGAUGAGAACGUGGCUCUGGAGGCCUGUGAGUUCUGGCUGACACUGGCUGAACAGCCUGUCUGUAAGGACGUGCUGUGUAACCACCUCUCCAAGUGAGUAAUACACACACAAAGUAACUGAAAGACAAUGUUACAAGAAUGUCAGAGAUGGAUGUAGGAAAGAAAAGCUGGUCAUAGCAGCACAAAAGCUUUUUUAUUUUAUUUCACCUUUUAUUUCACUAGGCAAGUCAGUUAAGAACAAAUUCUUAUUUACAAUGACUGCCUACCCCGGCCAAACCUGGACGACGCUGGGCCAAUUGUGCGCUGCCCUAUGGGACUCCCAAUCACGGCCGGAUUGUGGUACAGCCUGGAAUCGAACCAGGGUCUGUAGUGACGGCUCUAGCACUGAGAUGCAGUGCCUUAGACCACUGUGCCACUGGGGAGCAACUGUGUGACACACACAGUACAACACCAGCCUCUGUGUCAAAGCUUAGCUACAACAUUUGCUCCCACUCUACGCUAAGUUAUUCUAGACCUCACCCCCGGGUGUACUGUCCUCAUCCUGGUACCCUGGCCAUUGAUCAGAGCCAUAGCUGUUAGAGCUCAUCUGUGACACUGCUUACAUAUUAAUGUGGCCUGUCCCUGCCUCGUCUCCCCUGUUUCCCCCAUCCCCCUAUGUUCCCUCUCCCCUGUCCCUCUCCCCUGUCCCUCGUUCCCUGUCCCUCGUUCCCUGUCCCUCGUUCCCUGUCCCUCGUUCCCUGUCCCUCGUUCCCUGUCCCUCGUUCCCUGUCCCUCGUUCCCUGUCCCUCGUUCCCUGUCCCUCGUUCCCUGUCCCUCGUUCCCUGUCCCUCGUUCCCUGUCUGUUCCAGGCUGAUUCCGGUGCUCGUCAACGGGAUGAAGUACUCCGAGAUCGACAUCAUUCUGCUCAAGGUCAGUCUGCUCUGAGUGUGAGCCAGGAAAUGGAUCUAUGGCUGCUAGCCUGCUGCUGGACUGGAGCCUGUGAUUAUGUACUGUACAAAUCACACCUCAACCCUGGGAGGGGGAGAGGGAGGGGGGGUGGAGCAGGAGAGGGAGGGUGGAGGGUUUUGGAAGGCCAGGCAAGUACAUUUUUGUGUGUGUGUGUGCAUGGCCGUGUCUCAACCCUGGGUGUGUGUGUAGGUCCUGAGGUGGUUUGAGUAUCGCCAUCACUGGCCUGUCGCUAUGGUUACAAUGGAAUUCGUAUUUAUAGAUGCAUAAAUAUGUAUGUGUCUCUGUCUGCUGUUAAGAUACAGUCUGAUAGGUGAACUGACUGCUACCUAGCUGCAGCCCUAAAGGAAGCUCAUUGUCUUAAAGUAGUAUGAAUAAUUCGAAUUGCAUACCUUUUGUGUGUGUGUGUGUACCCUUACGAGUGUGUCUUUAACUGUGUGUGUGUGUGGUCAGGGUGAUGUGGAGGAGGAUGAUGAUGAGGCAAUCCCUGACAACGAGCAGGACAUCAGGCCCAGGUUCCACCGCUCCCGUACUGUUGCCCAGCAACACGAGGGCGACCGUGAUGGCAUCGAGGACGAGGACGAUGAUGAUGAUGAUGACCUGGACGAUGAUGACACCAUCUCUGACUGGAACCUCCGUGAGUGGACCUCUGAUUAUCUGUUUUUCUCUUCCUUAAUUUCUUGCUUUGUCUCGCUUACUUUGUUUUUUCUCUCUGUCUCUCUCUGUCUCUCUCUCUCUCUCUCUCUGUCUCUGUCUGUCUGUGUCUCGGCCUCUGUCUUUCUGUCUGUCUGUGUCUGUCUCUCUGUCUCUUCCAGCCAUACCUCACAUUUAUAAAUAUGGUUGACCUUUUUGUUUGCAUGUCUGUGUACCUCUGUUUAUUAACGUGUCCCCUCUCACUGUCUCCAGGUAAGUGUUCAGCAGCAGCGUUGGACGUGUUGGCUAACGUGUUCAGAGAUGAUCUGCUCCUCCCCAUCCUGCCUCUCCUCAAAGAGCUGCUCUUCCACCCAGAGUGGGUCAUCAAGGAGUCUGGCAUACUGGUCCUGGGGGCCAUCGCUGAGGGUAAGGACUAGCAGAGACUGGGAGGGGGAGGAAGUGGAAGAGUAAAGAUGAGUUUGGAAAGGAAAGCCUAUACGGUGGUGAAAGAGAAUGUACAGGGGUGAGUCCUGUUUAUCCACUUGUGUGGUCAGGCAGUUGCUUAACUCUAUCUUUAAGGGUAUUCUACCAUGCAACCUGAACGAAGGACUACACAAGAAUAUCUCACUCUUCACCAUAUUCACCACUAAUCUUAAAGCCAGUAGAACCUAAUAUUCUAACCGCAUGUCAUUUUCCCAGGUUGUAUGCAGGGUAUGAUCCCCUACCUGCCAGAGCUCAUCCCCCACCUGGUGCAGUGUCUGAGUGAUGAGAAGGCCCUGGUGCGCUCCAUCACCUGCUGGACCCUGAGUCGCUAUGCCCACUGGGCGGUCAGCCAGCCUCCUGACACCUACCUGAAGCCCCUGAUGACCGAGCUGCUCAAACGCAUCCUGGACUCCAACAAGAGGGUGCAGGAGGCCGCUUGCAGGUGAGUGGGGGGAGGGGUCGGCUGUGGUUCAGUUGGGGUCAGCUGUUGGUAGCUGUGGUUAUGUUUGACCAGAUGUCUGAUUUUAUUUGUAAAUGAUGAAUAGAUGGCCAGUAAUAAUCUGGGUUCUAAAGCUAGUGACGACGGUCCUUGGGUGUGGAAGUAAAGAUGAUGAUCAUUGUGACGAUCAGUUGAUCCUAUCAACAUUUUUUGAACAACAACUGUUGAACAGCUUGACUGCAAAGUGGCGUUCUAAACUACCUUUACCGACCUCUUCCUACUAACUCAUUCCUUGUACAUACCUUUGCAGCUAUCCCACCUUGCGUGUCUACUGAUGACCUUUCCUCUACCUCUACCCUCCUAUCUCCUCUCACACUCUACCUUCCUACCCCUGCCCUCUAACGCUCCUCUCCACUCAGCCCCUUCUCUGAUCCCUCACUCUUUACCAUGCCUACUACUCUCCCUUAGCCUCUCUCUCUCUCAUCCCCUUCCUUCUAUCUCUCCCCCGUACCUUCCUUCCUCUUUACCCUUCCCCUCUACUCCUACCUCUCUCCCUCUACUCUUCCUCACCCUCUCUCCUCCUCUACCUCUCUCCCUCUCACCUCUCUCCCCUCUCCUCCUCUCCCCUCUACCUCCUCCCUCCCUCUCCCCUCUCCUCCUACCUCUCUCCCUCUACUCCUCCCUCUACCCUCUCCUCACCUCUCUCCCUCACUCUCCUCCCCUCUACCUCUCUCCCCUCUACCUACCUCCUCUCUCCCUCUCCUCCUUCCUACCGCUCUCCCCUUCCUCACCUCUCUCCCCCUCUACCUACUCUCCCCUCUACCCUCUCCCCUCUACCUUCCCCCUCUACCUUCCUCACCUCUCUCCCCUCUACCUUCCCUUCACCUCUCUCCCCUCUACCUUCCUCACCUCUCUCCCCUCGACCAUCUCCCCACCUCUCCUCCCCUCUACCUUCCUCCCUCCUCCCCUCUACCCUCCCCUCUACCUCUUCUCCCCGCUACCUCCUCCUUCUCCCCUCUACCGUCUCCUCCCCCUCGACCUUCUCUCCCCUCCUACCUCAUCUCGCCCCUCUACCUCUCUCCCCUCUACCUCUCUCCCCUCUACCUCUCUCCCCUACCUCUCUCCCCUCUCUUUCUCUCCUCUUUCUCUCUCUCCUUUCUCUCUCUUCUCUCUCUUUCUACUCUCUCUCUCUCCUUCCCCCCUCAGUGCCUUUGCCACUCUGGAAGAAGAGGCGUGUACAGAGUUGGUUCCCUACUUGGCCUACAUCCUGGACACGCUGGUGUUUGCCUUCAACAAGUACCAACACAAGAACCUGCUCAUACUGUACGACGCUAUAGGGACGCUCGCUGACUCCGUGGGACACCACCUCAACAAGCCGGUACACACACACACACACACACACACACACACACACACACACACACACACACACACACACUACGUACGCUCUCUGUCUCCCAAUGAUGUCACAGCAAUGACUCGAGCAAAGCCACAUCUGCAUUUUGUUUCCCUUUUCAGGUGUGUUUGGUUGUGAUGACUAACGUGUGCACUACUGCAUGUGUUUAGGAGUACAUUCAGAUGCUGAUGCCUCCACUGAUAGCAAAGUGGAACCAGCUGAAGGACGAAGACAAGGAUCUGUUCCCUUUACUAGAGGUGAGCCUCACCGGUCUCUAAUAAUGUUCCCUUUACUAGAGGUGAGCCUCACUGUCCACUAAUAAUGUUCCCUUUACUAGAGGUGAGCCUCACUGUACUCUAAUCACACUAAUACACUAGCCUCCAGGGGAGUUUUCCACUCUUCACCAAAAACACAUGCGUAAACAUAAAAAGUUACUACCUGUAACUGAGGUUAUCAAGUAUCAUAUUCUUUCUUCCUCUUUUAUCCUCUCUCUUGUCACAUCCCCUUUCCCUCUUCUCUGAAUCCCCCAAUCUCUUUCUCUCCUUCCAUCCAUCUCAGUGCCUGUCGUCAGUAGCCACGGCGCUCCAGAGUGGUUUCCUGCCCUACUGUGAGCCUGUGUACCAGCGCUGUGUCAACCUGGUGCAGAAGACCCUCGCUCAGGCAAUGGUAAGACACACACAUCCCUUGUUGCGUGAGGGACACGGGGGGGUGUGAGGGGGACACUGUUACGUGAGGGAGGGGGGUACACUGUUACGUGAGGGAGAGUUUGUUUAGCGCUUUGCUUGCUUUCUUGCCUGUAAACAUAAUCUUGUUUGUGCCAAUUGGCUGCGUGAGUUGGCACUGAACACACCAUAGAGAAGGCUAUUGGCACAGAUUGUGUGUGUGUGUUUGAGAACAUUUGGAGAUUAUCUGCUCGCGGUUGGAUUUCAUGCUUGCGGAAUGUGGGAUCUAAUUGUUUCAAAUAACUCCUUGCCCAAAUCUAAUCCACACACUCUCUCUCCCUUCCUCUUUCCAUCACCAUCUCCCACUCUCUCACACUACCUCCAUCUCUCCAUCCAGCUCCACCAGUCCCAGCCAGACCAGUACGAGGCUCCUGAUAAGGACUUUAUGAUUGUGGCUCUGGACCUGCUCAGCGGAUUGGCCGAGGGGUUGGGCGGCAACAUCGAGCAGCUGGUCGCCCGUAGCAACAUCCUCACGCUCAUGUACCAGUGCAUGCAGGUAACCAACCAGUGAUCUCGCAGUGUUACAGAUCAACCAACCAGUGACCUCGUAGUGUUACAGAUCAACCAACCAAUGACCUCAGUGUUACAGAUCAACCAACCCUGACAUAGUUCAUCUCUCAGGUCCGUGAGUCAUGACUAAUCUCUCGCUCCUUCUGUUCCUCUCUCUCGCUCUCUGUCCCCCUCUCUCUCUCUCGCUCUCUCUGUCCCCCUCUCUCUCUCUCUCUCUCUCGCUCUCUCUGUCCCCCUCUCGCUCUCUCUCGCUCUCUCUGUCCCACUCUCUCUCUCUCUCGCUCUCUCUGUCCCUCUCUCUCUCGCUCUCUCUGUCCCUCUCGCUCUCUCUGUCCCUCUCGCUCUCUCUGUCCCUCUCGCUCUCUCUGUCCCUCUCGCUCUCUCUGUCCCUCUCGCUCUCUCUGUCCCUCUCUCUCGCUCUCUGUCCCUCUCGCUCUCGCUCUCUGUCCCUCUCUCUCUCUCGAUCUCUGUCCCUCUCUCUCUCUCGAUCUCUGUCCCUCUCUCUCUCUCUCGCUCUCUGUCCCUCUCGCUCUCUGUCCCUCUCGCUCUCUGUCCCUCUCGCUCUCUGUCUCUCGCUCUCUGUCCCUCGCUCGCUCUCUGUCCCUCGCUCUCUCUCUCUCGCUCUCUGUCCCUCGCUCUCUCUCCCUCGCUCACUCUCUCGCUCUCUGUCCCUCGCUCUCUCUCGCUCUCUGUCCCUCGCUCUCUGUCCCUCGCUCUCUCGCUCUCUGUCCCUCGCUCUGUCCCCCGCUCUCUCGCUCUCUGUCCCUCGCUCUGUCCCUCGCUCUCUGUCCCUCUCUCUCUCUCGCUCUCUGUCCCUCUCCCUCUCUUGCGCUCUCUGUUCCCCUCUCUUGCGCUCUCUGUCCCUCUCUUGCGCUCUCUGUCCCUCUCUUGCGCUCUCUGUUCCUCUCUCUCGCUCUCUCUGUCCCGCUCUCUGUCCCUCUCUCUCUCUGUCCCGCUCUCCCUCUCUCGCUCUCUGUCCCCCUCUCUCGAUCUCUCUCAGGACAAAAUGCCGGAGGUGCGUCAGAGCUCCUUUGCUCUGCUGGGUGACCUGACUAAGGCUUGUUUCCAGCAUGUAAAGCCAUGCAUCGGUACAUACUCUAUUCUUUUACACCAGACUUGCAGUAACACACCGCCUGAUACUCUAUUCUCUUACACCAGACUGGCAGUAACACACCGCCUGAUACUCUAUUCUCUUACACCAGACUGGCAGUAACACACCGCCUGAUACUCUAUUCUCUUACACCAGACUGGCAGUAACACACCGCCUGAUACUCUAUUCUCUUACACCAGACUGGCAGUAACACACCGCCUGAUACUCUAUUCUCUUACACCAGACUGGCAGUAACACACCGCCUGAUAUACAAGAUGUGUAUAGUAGUCUAAAUGUCAGAUUAUCAGUUACCGAUGGUUUAAGCUUCUAUCUCUCUUUCUCUCCUGUGCAGCUGAUUUCAUGCCUGUACUAGGCACUAAUCUGAACCCAGAGUUGAUAUCAGUGUGCAACAAUGCAACAUGGGCAAUCGGAGAGAUAUCUAUACAAAUGGGUGAGUGUCUGGAAAUUGUCACAAAGCGGUCACACACCAGCUUGGAUACAUUCUCAUGAAUGUGCGCGCACACACACCCUCCCUCUCUGACCUCCCUUCCCCUCUCCCCAGGAGCUGAGAUGCAGCCCUACGUGACCAUGGUGCUGCACCAGCUGGUUGAGAUCAUCAACAGGCCCAACACUCCAAAGACCCUGCUGGAGAACACAGGUACCACCACAAGGUGGCGCUGCGGGCUGUGCUGAGCCUGCCAUCCACACAGCCACAGGGAGAUGUUACAUAGCACAGUCAGUCAGGGCUACUCUGGGUGCGUCCCAAUGAUAUCUCCUUUCUCCCGAAGUGUGCACUCGUUCACUUCCCUUAAUGGAUUUGAAAGGAAAUGACUGGUAUAUGAAAACUCCUUGUAGCCCAUGCCAACACCAAUCCAAUGCUUUUAAAUGUCUGGGGAGUAGUGAACGAGUGCACACUUCUGGAGGAAGGAGAGGUUAUUGGGAUGCACACUCUGACUGGAGUGGAGGCCAUUAAUCUUCAUCUGAAAGCCUCCCCAAGCUCUGGGCCUUACAGGUUUCGCCGGUUUCAACCAAACAUCCCAACUAUUUGGACCCAAUGAUGUAUGGCUGUGUUUAUGGGCUGUUGGAUCCCUGCUGAAAUAUAUUAAAUGUAGCUGAGGUGGAAAGAGGGAAAUAAAGGAGAGGAAAAAGAGACUGAUAAAAUAUUUGUUCCUCAUGGAGUAAGAAUCUGGGGAAAUGUCAAAACCCAGCGAACCCUGUAAGUGUACAGUCUUGGCAUUAUUAACUGAAAUGGAUUGAUUCUGUUGCACCGUUUGUCAGGUUUUUCUAGCUUUAUUUCCCUUGAAGUGAAGUUGAAGUGUUGAGGAGCAUCAGUAGGUGACAGUGAGGCCUUAACUGAGACAGAGGAGUGUAUAGCUAAAUGCUUCAAGAGUUUUUCUUACGGUUAAUUUGACAAACGGAAUGUUUACUGAACACUCAGAAGAUGAUGAUGAUGAUAAUAACUAGUCAUCUUUGAUGAUUGAGGAAAGAGCUAAUCCCAUCCUAAACAUUUUUUGUGGUGUUGAGAGAAAUGUUAUAGCACCUAUACUUAUCAAACAAACCUUCGGUUACACUCUGCUCUUAUUUAGAAGCUCUAGUCGAAUUGGAGACUGUGUUUGGGUGAUCCAAAAUGGCCGUCGACUAGAACCCAAACUGAGCCAAAAUGAGGGUGAAGUGUAACCUGCUUAACUUACCCCCCCCCACACACCCCCACCCCCCCAGGAAAACUAGGGAAUUUGUAGAUGUUGUUCCUGUUUGUCAGUUUAUUUAUUUGUUGUUUUUAGUUAGUUUUUUAAAUGUGAAUGCAUAUCUGCCAAUAUAUGUUGAAUGUUUAGUUAAAGGAUGGCAAACGUUUGAUGUGGGAUACGUGAUUGAUUGAUGGAGCCAUAGCGAUAUGCUGUUGAGCUCAGACCACUGCCAUUCUAUUUUAGUAUGAUGAAUCGAAACCUAAUCCUCUUGGUUUCUAUUGGGCUGUUUUAUACAAGAACUGUCCUAAUCUUAAUUUUCACCUAACCUAUCAAAACAUUCAGAAAAUAUAUUCAUUUUGAUUAUCUUUAUAGCGCACCAAUUUGAUCAUUUAAAGAAUUUUAAAACACACGCAUACAGUAUAAAGGCACAUCAACAUUAUUGAAGUGGAUGGGGUUUGAGGCCAUAUACAGUGCCUUCAAAAAGUAUUCACACCCCUUGACUUUUUCCACAUUUUGUUGUUACAGCCUGAAUUUUUAAUUGAUUAAAUUAAGAUUCUUUGGUCACUGGCCUACACGCAAUACCCCAUAGAGUUAUGUUUUUUGCUUAACAAGUCACAUAAUAAGUUGCAUGGACUUAUUCUGUGGGCAAUAAUAGUGUUUAACAUGAUUUUUGAAUGACUACCUCAUCUCUGUACCCCACACAUACAAUUAUCUGUAAGGUCCCUCAGUUGAGAAGUGAAUUUCAAACACAGAUUCAACCAUAAAGACCAAGGAGGUUUUCCAGUGCCUCGCAAAGUAGAUACUAGUAGAUCAUUUUUUUUAUUGAAUAUUUGUUUGAGCAUGGUGAAGUUAUUAAUUACACUUUGGAUGGUGUAUCAAUAAACCAAGUCACUACAAAGAUGAAGGCGUCCUUCCCAAAUCAGUUGCCGGAGAGGAAGGAAGGCCAAAAGUGACUUUAAAACAGUUAGAGUUUAAUGGCUGUGAUAGGAGACUGGAUCAACAACAUUGUAUUUAUUCCACAAUACCAGCCUAAUUGACAGUGAAAAUAAUAAAAAUAUUCCAAAACAUGCAUCCUGUUUGCAACAAGGCGCUAAAGUAAUACUGCUAAAAAUGUGGCAAAGCAAUUAACUUUUUGUCCUGAAUACAAAGUGCAAAUCCAAUACAACACAUUACUUAAUACCACUCUCCAUAUUUUCAAGCAUAGUUGUUGCUGCAUCAUGUUAUGGGUAUGCUUGUAAUCGUUAAGGACUGGGGAGUUUUUCAGAAAAAAAAAAAUGGAAUGGAGCUAAGCACAGGCAAAAUCCUAGAGGAAAAUCUGAUUCAGUCUGCUUUCCACUAGACACUGGGAGAGAAUUCACCUUUCAGCAGGACAAGAACCUAAAACACAAGGCCAGAUCUACACUGGAGUUGCUUACCAAGAAGACUGAAUGUCCCUGAGUGGCCGAGUUACAGUUUUGACUUAAAUAAUCUAUGGCAAGACCUGCAAAAGUUUGUUUAGCAAUGAUCAACAACCAACUUGACAACAUUUUAAAAAAAGGAUAAUGGGCAAAUGUUGCACAAUCCAGGUGUGGAAAGCUCUUAGAGACUUACCCAGAAAGACUCACAGCUGUAGUCGCUUCCAAAGGUGCUUCUACGAAGUAUUGACUCAGGGGUGUGAAUAUUUAUGGAAAUGAGAUAUUUCUGUAUUUCAUUUUCAAUACAUUUGCAAACAUUUCAAAAAACAUGUUUUCACUUUGUCGUUAUGAGGUAUUGUGUGUAGAUCGGUGAGAUAAACAAACAAUUUAAUCCAUUUUGAAUUCAGGCUGUAACACAACGAAAUGUGAAAAAGGUCAAGGGGUAUGAAUACUUUCUGAAGGCACUGUAUAGCUAUAACCCCUCCCCUCCAUCCUCAUUUGCAGCCAAUCAGCCUAUCCUGCACUGAACUUUAUUUCUAAUGAGCCUAUCAUCUGCUUUCUGCAUGUCUCAUUGGACUGUUCAUAAAUGCCUGUUUCUUAAUGAGAAUGUUGCAUAGUUUUGUGUCUCUUAAACUUAGGUCCUCCUCCUCUCUGCCUCUUCAUAAGAACCUGCUGUACUGGAUACUAGUCUCCUCCCAUGUAGUUGGUCAUUUCUUUACAAACCAAAAAAAUGAAAAGUUUUUCUGUUUCUUAUGGAAAGAUUAACCUUUUUGUGUGUUUAAGGGAGAAACCUCUGAAAGCUCAAUUCCCAGCUGCCAACUUUGAGAAGAAUAAGAACCUUGUAAACAUUCCAUACUGGCAGUUGGCUAACUAAUGACUUCACAUUUUACACUUUUUAAAUUUAGAUGAAGAACAGUCAUUUAACAUUUUGCAGGGAGGAGUUUGUCGUAAGAGAACAGAGGCCAUUUCAACAUUCAUAUUUCUGAUGUCCGAGCAGGCAUGUUGCUGUUUGAUUGAUAUUGUGUUGUCAAAGUGUUCUCCCUUAAACGAGUUGUUUGUUUUUAGUGUCAUACUAUCCUACAUUCCUCCCCAGUAGUUAACGGGGCAGUAAUAAUCAACACCUAGUGAAUUCUUCUGUUUAUUAUCAUACAUGGAUUCUGUUGAUUUUAUGUUUCUGAGUUUGUUUUUUCUUUAUUUUUUCUCCUCAUUGCUCAUGUCUUGGUUGGCGUUUGGUGGUGUAUAACCGUGAUUGCGUUACCUUAGCAAUAACAAUUGGUCGUCUUGGUUACGUUUGUCCUCAAGAGGUGGCACCCAUGCUACAGCAGUUUAUAAGACCCUGGUGUGUAUUAUUCAAUAUUUUAUUUAAUUCAUAUUCCUCUUCUCUUUCCUCUCUUUCUCCAUGUCUGUCUCUUCCUGUCCUGUCUCUCUCUUUCCUCCCCUGUCUCUGUCUUUCUCUCUUCCUCCCUCUUUCUUUCUGAAAUAAGUAUUUUCUGUUUCUCCUGAAUCAGUCUGUAAUCAUUGCCAACCAUGUGACUAAUCCUGUCCUCUUUUAGGUCCUCUGUCUGUGAUGUAUUUUUCUUCAGUAUUACCUUUAUGUAUUUUAUACAUUAUUGGUUUAUUUAUUUUACAGUUUGUCAUUGUUAAUUGUCGCUAACUACUAAUUAGUGCAUGGGAUUAGAUUGUCACAUGCCUGCUGGUUCAGAAAGAGAAAGGGAAAACAAAAGGCUUUCCUAAAAUUCCCAAAGCAUUCCCAGAGAACCCCCAACCCCCCCCCCCCCUCGUCCACUAGUCCACUAGUCCACUAGUCAUCCAGCUGCAUGUGCCUAUCCCAGAAUUCCUUAAAACUUCCUUUUAAGAACAAAGUUAGUCUUUUAAAAGGAUUUGGCAUUGAUAAAGUGCUAUAUUAAAGGUUAACUGGAAUGCCAUAUGGGCCAAAGUUAAGUUACUUUAAGAGUGGUAAAACAGUUUUAGUGACUUACGUGUAAGUGAAUAGUUAAGUGCCUUAACACAAAGUUUCAGAAGGACAGGUUUGUUUGAUGUGCAUGCACCAGUCUGAUACUGUUUUAGAUUAUCUGAGUGAAAUCAUUUUCUCCCCACAAUAAUGUUUUGUACCUUACGAAGUAGUCUUUAGUAAAAGUCGUUCAGAUAAAAUCAAAUCUUCUAAAGGUCUAAAAUAAAUGGUUGUAGAUUGAAUUCACAUGUAUGAAGUAAAAAUGGCAAGUUGUCUUUUAAUAUACUAUAGGUUAUAUUAAUUUUUUUUAGUUGCCAUAUGAUCAACAAACCUCUUGAGGCAAUAGAUGUAGUAUUUUUAUAUUUUGGAAGUUAUUCUAAUUAGCCACAGUGGAAUUUAUGAUUUUGAAUUGUGUUAGCAGGUAAUAGUAAUAUGAUACAGUGGGGGAAAAAAGUAUUUAGUCAGCCACCAAUUGUGCAAGUUCUCCCACUUAAAAAGAUGAGAGGCCUGUAAUUUUCAUCAUAGGUACACGUCAACUAUGACAGACAAAAUGAGGGGGAAAAAAUCCAGAAAAUCACAUUAUAGGAUUUUUAAUGAAUUUAUUUGCUAAUUAUGGUGGAAAAUAAGUAUUUGGUCAAUAACAAAAGUUUCUCAAUACUUUGUUAUAUACCCUUUGUUGGCAAUGACACAGGUCAAACGUUUUCUGUAAGUCUUCACAAGGUUUUCACACACUGUUGCUGGUAUUUUGGCCCAUUCCUCCAUGCAGAUCUCCUCUAGAGCAGUGAUGUUUUGGGGCUGUCACUGGGCAACACUGACUUUCAACUCCCUCCAAAGAUUUUCUAUGGGGUUGAGAUCUGGAGACUGGCUAGGCCACUCCAGGACUUUGAAAUGCUUCUUACGAAGCCACUCCUUCAUUCCCCGGGCGGUGUGUUUGGGAUCAUUGUCAUGCUGAAAGACCCAGCCACGUUUCAUCUUCAAUGCCCUUGCUGAUGGAAGGAGGUUUUCACUCAAAAUCUCACGAUACAUGGCCCCAUUCAUUCUUUCCUUUACACGGAUCAGUCGUCCUGGUCCCUUUGCAGAAAAACAGCCCCAAAGCAUGAUGUUUCCACCCCCAUGCGUCACAGUAGGUAUGGUGUUCUUUGGAUGCAACUCAGCAUUCUUUGUCCUCCAAACACGACGAGUUGAGUUUUUACCAAAAAGUUCUAUUUUGGUUUCAUCUGACCAUAUGACAUUCUCCCAAUCCUCUUCUGGAUCAUCCAAAUGCACUCUAGCAAACUUCAGACGGGCCUGGACAUGUGCUGGCUUAAGCAGGGGGACACGUCUGGGCAUUUGCAGGAUUAGAGUCCCUGGCGGCGUACUGUGUUAAUGAUGGUAGGCUUUGUUACUUUGGUCCCAGCUCUCUGCAGGUCAUUCACUAGGUCCCCCCGUGUGGUUCUGGGAUUUUUGCUCACCGUUCUUGUGAUCAUUUUGACCCCACGGGGUGAGAUCUUGCGUGGAGCCCCAGAUCGAGGGAGAUUAUCAGUGGUCUUGUAUGUCUUCCAUUUCCUAAUAAUUGCUCCCACAGUUGAUUUCUUCAAACCAAGCUGCUUACCUAUUGCAGAUUCAGUCUUCCCAGCCUGGUGCAGGUCUACAAUGUUGUUUCUGGUGUCAUUUGACAGCUCUUUGGUCUUGGCCAUAGUGGAGUUUGGAGUGUGACUGUUUGAGGUUGUGGACAGGGGUCUUUUAUACUGAUAACAAGUUCAAACAGGUGCCAUUAAUACAGGUGAGUGGAGUACAGAGGAGCCUCUUAAAGAAGAAGUUACAGGUAUGUGACUUGUUUGUAGGUGACCAAAUACUUAUUUUCCACCAUAAUUUGCAAAUAAAUUCAUAAAAAAUCCUACAAUGUGAUUUUCUGGAGAAAAAAUGUCUCAAUUUGUCUGUCAUAGUUGACGUGAUGAAAAUUACAGGCCUCUCUCAUCUUUUUAAGUGGGAGAACAUGCACAAUUGGUGGCUGACUAAAUACUUUUUUCCCCCACUGUAUACCUAUGGAAGUUCAAUUACAUUAUUGAAUACGGUCAAUGGUAACUUCAGAGUGCUGUAAGGGAAUUGAAUUGUAAUGCUAUGCAGUGCUUUAAGGCAGCCCCUCUGGCCUGGUGUAAAACGUGGCUGUUCCUGUUGGCAGGUGCACCUCUCUAAGGAACAUAAGAGACAAUGAGGAGAAAGACUCGGCUUUCCGAGGCAUCUGCACUAUGAUCAGUGUCAACCCCGGAGGAGUGGUACAGGUGAGGCCCCAGGCAACGCUGUCCUCUAGAGGUUAACAUAGGAACUGCACUUAUCUUCUCAUGGUCCCAUCAGUUGAGGAAUAAGAAAAGAACAGGAACUGCAUUACUGGUUAAAUGGUCCCAUGAGUGAGUGAUGUUAGCAGGGAAACUGUUGUCUCAAGCCAGACCUUUACUCUCAUUUCCUCCAGGAUUUUAUAUUUUUCUGUGAUGCAGUGGCCUCAUGGGUAAAUCCAAAGGAUGAUCUGCGAGACAUGUUCGGCAAGGUAAAAACUGAGCAUAACUGUGUGCCAUGUAGGGCCUAGAGUCUACAAGACUAUCUGUGUGCGGAGAAGGAGCAAAUAUCCUGAUCCACAAUGUGUGCAUGCGUAGCUUUGUGCGUACGUUCUAAUAGUGUGUUUGAUAUUUUCAGAUCCUCCAUGGGUUCAAGAACCAGGUGGGCGAGGAGAACUGGAGGCGUUUCUCAGACCAGUUCCCACUGCCUCUGAAGGAACGGCUGGCAGCCUUCUACGGGGUGUAACGCUUUCCAUAGGAACAGGCCUGUUCAAGGGGGUAAGUUGCACAUUCAUGGUCAAAUCUAAUUAUAGAACAGAGAUAUUCUAUCUAAAGCACUUUAGUGUCUCAGUUUUUCAGCCACCUUAUUUGAGCAUUAUUAACUCAAGUUUAUUCCUAAUCUUGCUUACUUAAUAACAUUGGUCUCCCUCGCUCUGUCUUACCAGGUCAUUCACUAUGGGAGACGACAGACGGGGAACCUCUUAUACCCAGGGAACAUGUUACCGUUUUCUGGGGUUAGGGUCUGCCAGCUGGGGAGGGAGGGGGGUGCGGACCGGGACCCUCCUCAACCUUCUUGACGGGCGGGGUGGGAGGGAGGUGUUAGCCAGCAGAGGCAGUCAACGCCCCCCAAGCAACAGGCGAGGGGGACACAGGGGAACCGGUGGGCCAACUUAAUCAAGGGAGGAAACAUUUAUUUAAUCAUUUCAACAUCUCAAUCAGAAAGGAAAAGACGACGUCAGCGUAGCCAUUGUCUCUUUUAUUUUUUUUAUUUUCAUCCGAGCUCUCCAGUGACGCUGCUACUGAGUGGACAUUUGAAACAAAACACAGGAAAAAAACCAAUGCAAAACUUCAUAAAUGCUUCUGUCGUUUAG
Molecule: messenger RNA, 22326 nt
Organism: Coregonus sp. 'balchen'
Lineage: Eukaryota; Metazoa; Chordata; Actinopteri; Salmoniformes; Salmonidae
Source: the annotation of a GenBank genome assembly